Molecule: messenger RNA, 1682 nt
Organism: Prorocentrum cordatum
Lineage: Eukaryota; Dinophyceae; Prorocentrales; Prorocentraceae
Source: the annotation of a GenBank genome assembly
GCGCACUGACGGCGGCAUCAAGUCGAUGGGGGAGAUCACUGGCGGCGACGAAUCCGCGACUGACCAGAUCAAGAACACGUGGCUGCACAUGGCGGUCGUGCAGCCCUACACGUGCCUCGCCAAACCAGAGCGUUUCCAGUCGGAUCCCCCCGCGGCGUCUCGCCUCCGCGACAUGCCCCUCCAGUGCACUGACAACGUCGUGAAUCUCAAGAAUUUGGUCGACUGGGUGACGCUGGAGGAAAGGGCUGCGCAGCAACUAGAUACUGUUGAGGUCUAUGGCGCCAUGUGCGGCGGCAGUUUCAUGGCGCUGCCAGCCCCGUUCAGAACGAAUAAGGACCCUGGCGAGAUCGCAUUCGCAAUGCAGCUCUACACCUUGCCGAAGGAAGACAAAGGUCGGCAGUUCGCCUUGAAAUGCAUCAAGUUCGAGAAGGCCACGCGGACGGACAUCGCGAAGGAGGUCUUUGUCUCUGGCACGGCGCUGUCUCCCCACUGGGGGAACUCGCCCGACAAGAAGACGCCGCUGAAGCUCUUUCACUAUAUGAUGGACAGGUUGGGCGGGGUGCAGAUCCGCCGUUCGGCCCGGCCGUCCGCGGCCGCCGCCGCAGCCGCAGGGGCCGAUGUAUCUGACAAGGGCAAACGGCAGGCGGGUUACCGUUACAUCGAGAAGUACGGCCCGAGGACCAACAACAAAAACCAGUUCGUGGAGUCGACCGACGAGAUGAUUCACGACGAGAACUGUCCGAUCUUCAGAUGGAUGGCGUCAGACGUCAAGGAGUCGCUCCGCAACCACGCGUCGGGCACUGUCGGCGCGAGGACACUCGAGCGCUGGGCGGUCACUCCCAAGCGGUCUGACCCGUUCCUGUUCGACCGCGUCGUCGCCCCCAUCCUUAGGGGCCACGACGUCCAUGGGGCCAUGUGGAUAGGAAAGACCAGGGUCGGCAAAUCCACAGCAUCCAAAACGAUCGGCUUCGCUAUUUCUGCCUGCCAGAUUGAGAAGCGCCGCCGCGCUGACCUCCGCCCGAGCGCCACCGCGGCGAAGCGGAUUGGCUUCCUGCGUCUGGGGCCUGGGAACAUGUUCAUGCCCGCCAUCGCAGACGAUGCCGCGCUGGCCAAGUUGGGCCCCGACGAGAUCAAGGUUGUCCUCGACCCCGCCGAGGAAGACGCGCUGCUGUGGGUGAAGCGGUGGGGCGGCGCCUCUUUCGACCAGAACCAGCCCCGCCAGAUCUGCGUCAAUCCGUAUAACGAGGAGUUCGAGGCGACGGUCAAGCCCGUCAGCAGGGAGAGGGAAGGGGUAACAUUCAGUGGCUUCAUCCAGACCAUCGGCUGCAAUUUCAUCGGCGAAAAGCAGUGCAGCUACAAGAUGGCGGACGUGGAGGCGUACGUGGCGAGGUCCAACGUCGCGCCCCUCUCGCCGAACUGGGUGUACUUUCGGGCGGCGCCCACAGCGAAGGAGCCAGUCCCUCGCUUCCUGUGGCCAGUGCCCGCGAAGCCAGGUCUCUUCACGCCCGAGACGCACGACAUCCUCAAGCCAUUCAAGGAAAACCAGACUCGCGUUCCAUCCGGCCACGACCAGCACAUGAGGUGGGCCGCGGCCGCCAUGAAGAAGUUGGCGCGGGGCGGGGGGCUCGGGCAGUCGCCGACGGUCCGCGGCCCCGCGCUCUUCGACCAGGACGCGCCCGCGA